Messenger RNA from Peniophora sp. CBMAI 1063, 996 nucleotides. The record is from the annotation of a GenBank genome assembly. NCBI's taxonomy places the organism in Eukaryota, Fungi, Basidiomycota, Agaricomycetes, Russulales, Peniophoraceae.
AUGAGCGAGUUGACAGUGACUGUGGAGACCUACCAUCAAGUAUGGUUCAACUACGCAUUUGGCAUCUCCGCUGUCGUUCUUGUAGGAUAUGACUGGCUUCUCACAUUGGGAGACGAAAUCAGAUAUAUCUGGCACAAGCGGAACACAGCCGCGUAUCUCUAUAUCGCAACGAGAUACGUAGGCGUGAUGGCCUACGGACCGGUUGCAGUCUCUAUCUUCGCGAAAGGGUUCACGGAGUCGCAAUGCUCCAUACUGACGGAUAUUCACCUGUAUGCGUCCAUCAUCAUCCAGGCGCUGACUGCUGCCGUGUUCAUUCUGCGCAUACACGCACUGUAUCGUAGUCGCCCCAUACUGAUACUACUCGUCCUCAUCUGUAUCAUUGCUCUAGCAGUGGCAAUCGGUUUGCUGGCUGUCCCCUUCCAUGCCGAGGUGGUCUACGCGACCGCAAUGCCGGGAUGUAACAAACUGUCGACGACUGCUGAGGGAGUCCGCUACGCGAUUGUCUGGACUAGCGUAUCUGUAUUCGAUCUUGCCAUAGCAUAUCUCACCCUUGUGAAGGCUUUGCGCGCUCACAGGCACAACUUGAGCGACCUGUGGUAUGUUUUCAUGCGCGAUGGCUUCGUGUACUUUACGAUUCUUUUCAUCUUCAACACAGCCAACAUCCUUACUUUCGUGCUUGCCCCGCCGAUUGUGAGAGGUGUGAUCAGUCACUUUACGACCGCCCUCGAGGUCGUCCUUGUAUGCAGGAUGAUCCUCAAUCUGCGUGUAUCGGACGCCGAGCGACGUAGCGCGGUAGAGGCAGCAGUAGCCUCUGCCUCUGAGGCUGCCGGAGCGGUAGAGCUGCGUGUUGUUGUGCAUACAUCCACCUCGAGGUAUGGGACACGAUCGAACGGUGGGCAGGAUGUGGUGUUGGACGAGCUUUCUUUCUCUGGGAUGGACUCGGAUAGACCCAAGGUCUCUAUGUCUCAUAUACGUGGUCACGGUAGAGCUUUGUAG